AUGGGCAGCAGCAAGCCAGCCCCGAGGGCGGCCAAGGUGAAAAAGACUGCAGCUGGAGCAGAUGCGGCAGCAGCGUCCUUGGCAGCAGUUGCCGUUGGUGCGUCCGCACACCUGCAGGCAACACCGCAAGCUGUCACCCAGAACAGCACUGUGUUGACCAAGCACAAGGAGAACGUGACCUUGGUGCACAGUGACUUUGGGCCGGACUUCGAGAUGCAGGAUCCGCCGCAUAAGUCGUGGCUCAGGGCAUUCGACGAGUCGGCCGCAGUCUCGGACCUCAAGAGGUAUGGGAAGCACACGUGCCUAGUGAAUGCUGCUUGGCUGGAUCAUGAUUACAGCCCGUGCCCUUCAAUUCCUUUGGUUUGGAAGACAGUGGAGAAUAUGAUCGAGCACUACUUUGCGCAGCCCAACAACCUCUCAGACCAGAAGAUCGAAGUGGUGGUCCUCAGCAGUGACUUGGCACACAACAAGUUCCCAACCAAGGGGUCGUGGAAGUUCGCGAGCGCGGAGGAGCCAGUCAUGGCAAUGUAUGCGGCAAUUGCGUCCACCAUCCAGGCCCGCAGAGACGGGGAGGGCGUGAAGACGAACGAGGAGCUGCAGAAGAUGGAUGACCAACUUUGUAUUUGGAAGGAGAAGCUUCUGGAGACACAGGUGGACAUCAAGGUGAUGGACAACGAGAUCCAGCUGCAGUGGGCCGCACAGCAGUACCGGGAGAACAUCAAUCAGAGAACCUACUUGACGAGAACAUCUGUGCAGCGCAUCUUCGACUUGCAGGCCAAGAGCACACUGUUGGGCCCUCACGCCUCCAAUGAGGACUUGGCACGCCUGUACAAUGAGAAUUUGAAGCUCUCCUCGAAGAGUGAGCCCAUCAGCGACAAUUUCGUCGAUCAGGGCUUGCUGGUUUACAAGAAAGCCCUGGUCUUUCCAGAGAUCUUGCAAGUGAUUUUGAAGGAAGAAGAGUACCACACUUCCUCGCUCUUCGACGGCGUUUCAAAGUUGUGGGCCAUCUGCAACAAGACGAGCACAAGAGAGGAAGCCUUCUGGGUCUUUUCUUUCAUCCACCAUUGCCGCUGCAACGGGGACAUGCCCGACAAAAGCUGCACCAGCUUCCGGAUUUUGGCCGGCACCGCGAAGGACCACCACCAAGGCCUCGUUGACGUGAUCCUGUAUCAGCAUCGCAUCAAAUCGUACCUUCUGAGUGAGUUUCUGCCGGUUGUCUGCAAGCACUUGCCCGAUGAGGUCAGGGCAAAGAUCAGAUCUGCCUGCGCCGACUGCCAGGCCUACCGGGAGCACGUGGGAGUGGGCCAGGAGUCCGUGGAUCUUGGUUGGAAGUCUGGAUGGAGUGGAGCAGCAGACUCGGUGCUACUCUUUCUGGGGGAAGCGAUCUUCAGCGCGAAGUAUCAUGACAGCAUGCGCACAAGCAUGAGACAAGCAAAAUCAGUUGAAGACUGCUUGGAGUCGGACAGCAAGCUCGGGGAAGCAGUCAAGGAAGUCAAAGAGCAGCUGCAGAAUGAGAGGUUGGCUUCAGCCGAGACCGCCCCAUCAGCCGGUGACCCGACUUCGGCCGUUGCAACAGAUGUGCCCAUGCAGGAGACCUUGGAGAUGCAGUCCCCAGCACUGCAGGAGUUUGUGAAGAGCCGGGGCAUGCAGAACGUGGACGUGGACAAGCUCAAGAAGUUGCAGAUGUUCGAGAAGAAGGCGCGCAUGCUGGUGCAGUCGAACGUGGCCCUGCACGUGUUUGUGGAGAAAGAAAAAGAUUUGAUGGCUGCGAUCCACGCGUCGCCUGCUGGACAAGUCCGGGGCAAGGAUCAUAGUUGGGUUGGCAUUUUUGUGGACCCAGUCCACAUUGGCGAACCGGCCACCGCGCCACACAUCAGGGUGGCACCCUGCAACCAAAAAUACUUGAAGAACCUCAUCAGCAGCAUCGUCAAGACGCGAGAUCCGAUGCAAACUUGUUUGCAUCCCCGCGACAUGUUCUUGCUGUUUGACUCCGGCGUGCACACACAGCAGUCCAAGAUGCUUGCCUGCAUCUUGAACAACGAGGGCAACCAGAUGCCCAUGCACCAGAUGAAGGUCUACGUCACGUACGAUGAAAAUGCGCUCCGAGAGCGCCGCAAGAGUCAGAGGACCAGCCUGGAUCAGACCGAGCAGCUGACCCUUGUGACAAGCGAGGAGUUUGGCCAAUGCAUGUUGCAGCGCCCGCGCAAAGCUUUCCCAGGCAGCAACUUCGGCAAUGUCGUGGGGCCAGUGAGGCCCGAUGCGCCGGGAGAGUUGUGGCAGCUGAGCGUUGAGGAGAAGCUGGCCAUCUAUGGAAAGUAUCGCAUGGCUGUUGGAGGCCGGACACCGGGAGAGGACCCGGACCAGAGCGCAGGGCGUGGCUGUGGCAAGCCACGCACCACCGUGGAGCCCGUGUUUUGGCACGGGAGACCGGAGAUCAUGUACCAGGAGAUGGUGUCCAGUUACGGUUUCACAGCCCUCAUCGAUUGCCAAGCCGCUGAUGGGGUUUUGGCAAGCCUUGCAGCCACGGAGCGCUUGCCUUACAUCGGCUUCUGUUUGACAGAGACCCACCUCAAGAAGCUGCAGGAAGUCGUCGUGUUCCGUGUCCUGAAGGAGAUGGCCCGCCCGAACAGCAAGGUUCACGAGAGCAAGCUGGUUGAGACCUUGGGAGCUGCGUCGUCGAGCGCAACACCUACCCCAGCCACGGUGCCCCAGGGCGGCGGCAACAGCGGUGGAGGCAGCACCAGCACUGCACAGAGUGUGCUGAGUCAGUUCCAGGUGCCGCUGCAUUAUGGGCCAGCUCGGCCAACGGGUGAGAACACGCAGAACAAGACUAAGAAGAAGCCUGCAGCGGCGAAGCCAGCAUCUAGCUCGAGCAAAGAUCCGGGGACAGCAACCAAAACAAUCAAGCACAUGAAGAAGCCAGCUGCAGCAAAAGCAAAAGGCAAGCCAGCCAAGGCUUCGGCAAAGGCAGGAGCUAAGAAAGGAGGCAAGACAGUGCUUGCUAGGAGGGAACCCGUUGAGUCCUCCUUGCACGGCGCGCAGCACUUCUACAACUUCCCAGCGGAUGUAAGUCUGUGCAGUGAUUGCAGUGGCAUGGGCACAGAGUUCAUGGCAGCAAAGCUUGCGUUUCCAAACGCAAACGUCAAGCACAACUAUGCUUCUGACUCCGACCCAGUUUGCAGGUCCUUCUUGAAGCACUAUGUCAAUCCCAAGGUAGUGGCCGACAACAUUGAGAAUGACAUCCCAGCAGAUUGGGCUUUGUGCUCGGACUUCUACAUUUGCGGAUAUCCAUGCCAACCCUUCAGCCAAGCGGGAAAGCAAGAAGGUGUGGCGGAUGCAAAGGGCCGCGGCAGUGUCAUUGUAAAAGUUCCCUUCCAGAUUGCUCGGCUCAAGCCAAAAGCAUUCGUGUUGGAGAAUGUGCUGGGAAUGGUGCAGCGUUUCCCACGGACAUUCAAUCUCCUCAUCGACACGUUGCGAUGUUUGGAGCUCGAGCCUGGAAGUGGCCCCAGCUACAACGUGUACUGGAAUGAGUUGUCAGCAGACAAGCGCGGCGGCACACCGCAGCACAGGGAGAGACUGUUUGUGGUGGGCAUCAAAGCUUCCUCGCAGGUACAUCAUUUUGAGUGGCCCAAGCCUUUGCCAGGUUCAUUGACUCUCAGCGAGUGCAUGGGUGUUGGCACCAACCCGCCAUUGCCGCCGACAGACAAGCUGAGCAAAACCGUGAGGAAGAGCAUGAGCUGCCUCGAAGCGCUGCGCACGGAGCAUGGGCCACAGGACAUCAUUUGCGAUGUCGGCUCCAGCAACAGCACAUACUUCAUCGGGAAGUCGCCUUGCCUGACAGCCUUUUCUUGCUCAAGUUUCCGUUACUACUCCACUGCACGAGGGCGCUGGCUGAAUUGCAAUGAUUUUCUCGCCCUGCAGGGAAUGUCGCCAAGCGCAUUCCCUGACUGGCAAAAGAUUGUGGACCCUAAGCCUUUUGGGCGCAUGCUGGGCAACGCAAUUCAUGCACAGAUUCUCAAGCGCAUCUUGGUGCAAAUUGCCCGUGCGCAAGGCUGGCGGUGCCAUGGGGGCAUGUAA
Messenger RNA from Symbiodinium sp. CCMP2592, 4077 nucleotides. The record is from the annotation of a GenBank genome assembly. NCBI's taxonomy places the organism in Eukaryota, Dinophyceae, Suessiales, Symbiodiniaceae.